AUGAAUAUUUGGAGGAUCGCAGAGCACUUACGAAAGAACUGGGGACGCCUUCACCGAACUCGGUUGGAGGUCUGGACCUACUCCCAGGAUACUUUAUUCCCGCAGAUACAAGCAUUCACCUGGGAAGUCUGGCUUGCUUACUCAGCACCAUUACCGUCAAACCACAAGCAGCUGCGGUCCUUGUUUCUGAUGUGCUGUUGCAUAGCUGUGUCAAUAGGAGGCCUCUUUUAUCGCUGGAUGUUUUCCUCACUGCAGUACUCCUUCCGGUUCUCUGCUGCGACUGCCGCCGCAGUUAGUCUUCUUGCCUUGUUGACUCUUUUCUUAGUGCACCCUGCCCGUUGCAUGUUCACGAUGAUUGUGCCUACGUUAGGGACCAAGCAAGGGCGGAGGCUUCUCCUGUCUGCAUGCUUCAUGAUUGUGGCAGUCAACAUCACCCCUAACAUCUUGAGCAACAUCCAAGCCAUACUGCAGGUCAUUAAAUGCAUCUGCAAGAAUUCCUCCAAGAGCGUUCUUACCUCAACCCACCUGUUGGGAAAUGCUUCUUGGGAUUUCAGCCACUAUCUCAAAGGGGUGAUUAACUACAUGCCCAGCCAAAUAGUGAAACCUGGAGACGGCCACAUUCAGUUUGAAACACACAACAACAGCUUCUUGCUGAGUCGAAAAAUGAUCACCACGAGCCAAGGGAUCAAGGAAGAUUUCUCACAUGUUGAAAUGCUGGCCCAGAAGGCUGCACUGUUGUCCAACCGGGUCGUGGCUGGCUUCUUCCUCUUCUACUUGAUUUUUGAAUCAGCUUGGUAUCUGAAGAACUAUCUGACUGACCUCCAAUUUGACAAUAUUUAUAUCACCAAAAAGCUAGAAGAUUUGGCUCAGAAAAAUCAAGCCACUCACCUACUGGUUUGCUCUCCUAAAAAGCUGAUCAAGCCCACUGGUCUCAAGUUGACCCGAGAGGAACUCAUGACAUGUUUGAGACAGAUGAUUCUCAUCACAUUAAUGCUGAUAUUGACCCUAGUGAUCAUAGCAACAGAUUAUAUUGCCUUCCACUUGGCGCAAGCAACUGUGACUGAAGUCUCUCGGUUCCCUGCAGUGCCAAUUAAAUUCCAGAUAAAAUAUGAUGUCAAACUUACUUGGUUGAAAUUUUUGGGAAAGAUUUUUAAUGAUGCUUUUCCAACAGGACAAGUCAUAGCUCCAUUUGAAAGCAGUUACCAUCAGAAUCUGACCGUUGUCUCUGCUAACUGCUCCCUGAAGUGGCCGUGUCCUCCGAACCCAUCUGUGAUCUUUGCUGUCGGACUCCUUUAUUGCAUCAUUUAUGCUAUGAUAUUUCUGGAAACGUACUCACAUCGACUGUGCCGAAAAAUUUCAGCCUCUUUUUUUGAGAGCCAUGAAGAUCAGAGGCUCCAGUAUCUGUACAGGAAACUUGUUAGGAAACACAAAAGAAAGGAGCAAAAGCAACACCAGCAGAAAUCCACAGUAUUUUCUUAA
This is a messenger RNA of Eublepharis macularius, 1479 nucleotides long. RefSeq names its product osteoclast stimulatory transmembrane protein (gene OCSTAMP). Gene Ontology annotation, cellular component: membrane. NCBI's taxonomy places the organism in Eukaryota, Metazoa, Chordata, Lepidosauria, Squamata, Eublepharidae. The transcript has 3 exons. The record is from RefSeq and is a predicted model, not a curated record. The coding region runs from base 1 to 1479 and encodes 492 amino acids.